Molecule: messenger RNA, 1560 nt
Organism: Erythranthe guttata (spotted monkey flower)
Lineage: Eukaryota; Viridiplantae; Streptophyta; Magnoliopsida; Lamiales; Phrymaceae
Product: HXXXD-type acyl-transferase family protein
Source: RefSeq, a predicted model, not a curated record
AUAGAUUACUAGAUUAGUAGCUCUUUCAUUUUCCCACCUACCAUUACGUGACAUGUGGUGAUAAAAUACGCCACGUCACCUUCUUCCACUUGAACAAAAUUAUAAAGCCGUGCGCCACCGCACUUCCACCGUCAUUCGCCCACCGAGGAUGGAAGUAAGUAUCCAAGAAACCGCCGUUGUCCGCGCCGUUAAGUCUCCGUUUGAUCACGAUCACGUCCUCUCUCUCUCCCACGUCGACAUGGACCGCAACCUCACCGUCACUCUCCGUUACCUUCGCGUUUACGCGGACAACCCCGGUCAAGAGGCAGACCCUUUCCACGUCAUCACCGCCGCGCUCUCCGCCGCCCUCGUCCGCUACUACCCGUUCGCCGGCACCCUUCUCCGUCGAAUCUCCGACGGCCGUUUCGAGCUGCAUUGCCACGCCGGCGAUGGUGUGCCAGUCGUCAGAGCAUCCGUGAACUUCCCUCUGAGCCACGUCAACAACUUCGACGCUGAAGUCGACGAGGAAUUCUCCGGUCGGAUGCUCCCCGACCCGGAUCCGGAUGGCAGUUCGAUCCGACCCAUGACGUUGCAGGUGACGAGAUUCAGCUGUGGUGGGUUCGUCCUCGGGGCAGCCGUACACCACGCGAUAUGCGACGGGCUUGGGGCAACGCUGUUCUUCAACGCCAUGGCUGAGCUGGCACGGGGGUCGGGUCAGAUGACAAUUGACCCGAUUUGGGACCGAACCACUUUGCUCGGGCCGAGAAACCCGCCCCGUUUGGAGUUCCCGAUCCAGGAGUUUCUGAGCUUGGACAAGGGUUUCUCCCCUUAUACGGGUUCGGGUAAACGGGUCGUGAAGGAGUGUUUUAAUGUGAAAGCGGAGUGGUUGGAUCAUCUCAAGAAAAUCCUACACCACCAAUCCGGGUCAAAAUUUACCACUUUUGAAGCAUUGGGUGCUUUCAUAUGGAGGGCUAGGACAAAAUCUUGUCAAGUCCCUAUACACGAGAAAGUCACAUUCGCAUACUCCAUCAACAUCAGAAAGAUAGCCAAUCCGCCUCUGCCAGCUGGCUACUGGGGCAACGGCUGCGUGCCCAUGUACGUGCACCUCACGGCGGAGGAGGUGGCGGAGCAGCCCAUCUGGAAAACAGCCGAUUCAAUCAAGAAAAGCAAGCGCAACGCCACCGCCGAGUACGUGUCCUCGUUCGUCGAUUUCCAGGAGUUGCACUACGAGGAUGGGAUCAGCGGCGGGAGGAGGGUGAGCGGGUUCACCGACUGGCGGCACUUGGGCCAUUCCACGGUGGACUUCGGGUGGCGCGGCCCAGUCGCGGUGGUGCCGCUGUCGAGGCACCUGCUGGGGAGCGUCGAGCCUUGCUUUUUCUUGCCGGGAAAAGAAACCGAAACGGUCAAGGUUUUGGUCCAUUUGGAGGAUGACGUCAUCUUGUCGUUUAGGCAGGAAAUGGAUAAGCUGAAAAACCUGCAGGAAUAUGGAUUACAGUCCGCAAUAUGAAAACGACACCGUUUGCUUGUUAUUUGUAGUUGACCGGUCAAUAACCAAAAUCGAAUAUUCCAAUUUAGAAUCAA